AAUGAUGGAAGUGAGGGGCAUACAGAAUCUUUUUGCUAAGGUUACAGCAGCAUUAAAAUUCUUUCUGUGCCUCAUUGUGAGCUUUCUGAUGGUGUGAGGCUGCGGCAGCCUCGUAACUGCACGGGAGGGAUGGUCUCGUCUGUGCAUUGCUGGAACACCUAUCUCUGUAGUGUCUAAUUGCUAAAGUGCUCAGUCCCAAAUUUCAAUUAUCUUUUGAUGAACCUGGUGACGUGGAUGGCUUUUGAAUCUGUUGAAUAUAGAUUGAAGUAAUUAUAUGAAUAAUGAAGAGAAGUAAUUUAAUUUGGAAACUCCUUUUCAAUUCUAUAGCUAGAAUUGGGUGGUCCUGUUUCCUCCUCCUCUGUGAAGAAGAGAUGUUGCCAUCAACAUAUCCUUUUCGUCUUCUAGUGUAGCUUAAAGAAAAAGACAUGAUCCCCUCAAACUGUGGAAGUGUAUGAGGACAGAAAUACCCGUGGAAAGGAAGAAAGAGCUGGAACUGGGCAGUGGAGGGUCAAAACCAAUACCUCAGAUUGUCCUCUGUGUUUGGAAGAUGGUCUGAACAGGUCCCUCUGUGCUGCUUCCCCACCUGCCUUUUUGAAACCAGCUCCUGAAUUCAGCAUCGGUGCCUGAUCUGAAGAACGUUCAAACCUUCAGCUCUUGACAGGGGCACAUCAGGGAGUUUUCUUCUCCAUUUUAUAACUCCUGGGACUUGAUACACGUUUCCAAGCUCUUUCUGAAGUAUUUUUACUUGAGCAGUAUCUAGACCCUUCAGCUCUAGUGAGCUGGGCUUUGUGGAAGCGGAGUGGAGACCACAGUGAGAGGAGCCCAGGAGCUUCUGGUGCCAUGGAGCUUCCUGGUUACAGCAGGCAGCUGCUGCAGCAGCUCUGUGCUCUCUGCAAGGAGCAGCAGUUCUGUGAUUGCACCAUCUUCAUUGGGAACAUUCAUUUUAGAGCACACAAGGUGGUUUUGGCUGCUGCCAGCCUGCUUUUUAAAUCCCUAUUGGACAGCACAGACACCAUCUCCAUUGAUGCUUCCGUGGUGACCCCGGAGGAGUUUGGGCUCUUGUUGGAGAUGAUGUACAGUGGUAAACUCCCACUGGGGAAACACAAUUUCACCAAAAUAAUCUCUGUGGCAGAUAGUCUGCAGAUGUUUGAUGUGGCUGUUAGUUGCAAAAACCUCCUCAGGGACCUCAUCAGCUGUUCGGCUCAGGACCCGGUGGUGAGAGGAGUCUCCAGCCAGGCAGCAGACUCAUCAGGAAACCAUGCUGAAGCUGAUCAUCCGCCUCAGUCUGAAAAACCUGCUGAAGGAAGAACAGAUACCCUCAUCCCUCAGAGAGUUUCCCCUUCUCCUGUCACUGUAGAAGCAGAAAUGGAAGCAGAUGUUUCUCCUCCUGGUCAGGAACUUGCCAUGAAUCACACCUGGGUUCUGCAGGAUGCGAUGCCGAGUGACUCCACGUCCCUGCGGGAGGAUUCAGGCUCUCGCCCUGCUCAGCCUGAGCAGGAUGGCAGUGCUGAAGGGGAGCUUGCUGAGCCUCCAGAGGAGAAAGAAGGAGCCAGGGAUUUAGCAGCAGAGAGCAAAAGCUGUAAACUGGAUUUCUUUCUUCAAUAUGAAAGUGUUUUCUCUGAGGCCCUUUCUGAUGCCCGAGCUGUGUUGAAAAGACUAGAAGAGUGCAGAGAAAUUGGUGCCUCUCAAAAGGAGAGCCCUUCAUGUCCACGUCUCUCUGUUCAGCAGGAAAAACGCCGUGAGCGGGCUGUGGCUGCCUGUCUGGCAGAGCCAGGGGAACAGUCAGUGUUCAAGAAGCUGCUGAGCCGAGUGAAGGAUGCUCAGCCCCUGGAUGCUCAGCCCCUGGAUGCUCAGACCCUUGUGUCUCUGCUGAAGCUGUUUCAAGAUGUGAACCCCAAGUUGGAGGCAGCUUUGCUGGAGAGAGAAGGGGGCAGAGGAGAAGCCCAGCAGCAAACAGAGAGCACAGACGAGGGAGAAACGCUGACCGCUCGCUUGCUGGGACACAGGGAGGAGCUGAUCCAGACUGUGACACAGCUGAGCCCCAUCGUAGAGUUCCUGGAGGCGGCAGAAGAGGGAUUCCUGUCUGCCUCGGAGAAGCGGGUGGUUUUGGAUUGCUGCGGAGGCGGCUCUCAGGGGGAGGCCAUAGACACUCUGCUCAGGAAGGUGCAUGAAGAGAAAACCCUGAAAGUGGAAAGUUUGGUCAAACUUCUUGGGGCUGUGAAAGCAUCAUUCCCUGGUCUCCACCUGCUGCUGGACAACUUAGUGACAACAGCAAAUGUCUCUGAUGGCAAAGCCAAGUGGACCCCAGAGGAUUAUGGAGCCAAACUGUUGAGACGAUACCGAGAAACCUUAGUGGAGCUCCUCACGGACACCCAGACACUGCUGCAGGGCAUCUCUGCUGCACAGAGCCUGGCUCCUGCUGAGAGAGACGCAAUGGAGCAGGCUGUGAAGCACGGGGGCGGUUUUGCCUCCCUGGUGUGGGCGGUGCUGGAGGAGCGGUCUCUGUCGGCCUCUGCUCUGUGGCAGCUGCUGGUGGCUCUGCAGGAACCGGCCCUGCUCAGCCCGCUCAUGGAGGACAUCCGGAAACAACCCGGUGCAGAGUUUUUCUUCCAAGCAGUGGCCACCAGCGAGAGCAUGGCCAUUGAGAUCAUCCUGCGGCACAGCAAGCUGAUCUCGGAGGCCAUCCAGCAGAGAGCAGACCUGGUGGGCUUGGCCCCGGUGGAGAUGGGACUCACAGAAGCAGUAAAAGAGCUACUGAGUAUUUCUGCUCAGAAGGGAAGUUCAGAGGCCUCCUUGAAAGCAGCUCUGAGCACAGCCCAAGAGAAGUCUGUCCCGGCCAUCAAGAUCUGUCAGCUGCUGUGUAGAGUCCACGAGUCCUUCCCGGACCUGCAGCCAGUGAUGCAGGAGCUGGGGCAUCUGGGAGGAUUCUCGGGGGUGACCUCUGGAUCCAGGCACUGGAGUGGGCUUUUCCCUGCUGGUCUCUUGACUGAGGGAACUGGGGAGAAACCUGGGAUCAGGAAGUGGAAGGUGAACAGUGAAUCCCAAGUUGAAGCUCUGGACAAAGAUGAAGACAAGACGGGAGGUGCUGGUGCCAAGGACCUGAAGGAACACCAGGAAAAAGCUUCUUCCAAGAAGAGUUUUGUCUGCAAGGCCUGCGAUAAGACCUUUCACUUCUACUGCCGCCUGAAGGUGCACAUGAAACGCUGUCGGGUGGCCAGAGGGAAGCAAAUCCAGUGCAAGGAGUGCAGUGAGGUCAAAUCCACAAAGAAGGAGCUGGAGAAGCAUCAGCUGGAGGUCCACGGGAUGCUGGGGGCAGCCAAAAAGAAGAAGAAGCGGCUCCCCGUGGCAUGCGACAUCUGUGGCCGAGAGUUUGCUCAUGCCUCAGGGAUGCAGUACCACAAACUGACGGAGCACUUUGACGAGAAGCCCUUCUCCUGCCAGGAGUGCGGGGCCAAGUUUGCGGCCAACUCCACACUGAAGAACCACCUGCGGCUGCACACGGGGGACCGGCCCUUCAUGUGCAAGCAUUGCCUGAUGACCUUCAUGCAGGCCUCGGCCCUCGCCUACCACACCAAGAAGAAGCAUGCUGAGGGGAAGAUGUACGCCUGCCAGUACUGCCAUGCGGUGUUCGCCCAGUCCAUUGAGCUGUCGCGCCACGUCCGGACCCACACGGGGGACAAGCCCUACGUCUGCCGGGAGUGCGGGAAAGGCUUUCGCCAGGCCAACGGGCUCUCCAUCCACCUCCGUACCCUCCACAACAUCGAAGAUCCCUACGACUGCAAGAAGUGCCGGAUGAGCUUUGCCACCCUGCAGGAGCACCGCAGGCACGUCCACGAAGCCCACUCCCGGGAGUACCACCCCUGCCCUACCUGCCCCAAGGUCUUCAGCGCCCCGUCGCUCCUGGAGCGCCAUGUGGUGACCCACAUUGGAGGAAAGCCCUUCAGCUGUGAGAUCUGUGGCAAAGCCUACCAGCAGUUGUCAGGGUUAUGGUAUCACAACCGGACCCACCACCCUGAUGUCUUUGCAGCUCAGAAUCACCGCUCCUCCAAGUUCUCCUCCCUGCAGUGCAGCUCCUGUGACAAAACCUUCUCCAGCACUGCUGCUCACCGAAAGCAUGUCAAGGCAGAGCACACAGAUGUGAAGUUCCACAAGUGUGAGAUGUGCAAGGAGCUCUUCCCCACGCUGGCUCUCCUGCAGGUCCACGUGAAGUGCAGGCACUCAGGGGCCCUGCAGAGCCACGUUGCCACCGAGCACUUCAAGCAGACAGAGAGCACCUUCCCCUGUGAGCUCUGUGGGGAGCUCUUCCCCUCCCAGGGUGAGCUGGAGGGUCACUGCAGCGCUGAGCAUCCCAAGAUGGUCUUCUCCCAAGCCACCACAACCCAGAUUGUGCAGGUAAUUCAGACAUUGGAGCAAGGAGACGCAGAGCACAUCAUCUCUUUUGAUGAGGCCCAACUCGCUGGCUCCCAAGUCUUUGUGACGUUGCCGGAAUCCCAGAUGAGCCAAGCUGGCUCCGAGCUGGUGGCAGUGACCAUGGAGGACUUGUUUGAUGACAAAGUCACUCUGAUUUGUGAAGAAACCAAGUGAGAGUGAGCAGCGGGUGCCCACGCAGUGCUCCCGGUAUCUACUAGACUCGUUCAGGAGCUGUACGUGCUGCUCCAGAGGGACACUCAGGGUUUCUUUGGGAAAACAGCCCUGGCUACGUGACACUGCAAAUGAAAUGGCCUCCAGUAAGCACAGCAUGGCCAAGGACAGGAGCCAAGGACAGGAGAGGUCUGUAGACAUUAACAGGGAACUGGGAACUCUCCCUGCAGUCAGCAGCUCAGGUGAGCUGGACCACCCAACCUUCCUGGCUCAAGAGAAAUAAAGCAGCAAAGGAAAA
Messenger RNA from Calidris pugnax (ruff), 4879 nucleotides. RefSeq names its product zinc finger and BTB domain containing 40 (gene ZBTB40). Gene Ontology annotation, cellular component: nucleus. Lineage: Eukaryota; Metazoa; Chordata; Aves; Charadriiformes; Scolopacidae. Bases 841 to 4584 code for a protein of 1247 amino acids. The transcript is spliced from 21 exons. Gene Ontology annotation, biological process: regulation of transcription by RNA polymerase II. Gene Ontology annotation, molecular function: RNA polymerase II cis-regulatory region sequence-specific DNA binding; DNA-binding transcription factor activity, RNA polymerase II-specific; protein binding. The record is from RefSeq and is a predicted model, not a curated record.